Messenger RNA from Gorilla gorilla gorilla (western lowland gorilla), 1456 nucleotides. It is a transcript of the gene SUN3, whose product is annotated as Sad1 and UNC84 domain containing 3. Lineage: Eukaryota; Metazoa; Chordata; Mammalia; Primates; Hominidae. Gene Ontology annotation, cellular component: meiotic nuclear membrane microtubule tethering complex; nuclear envelope. Bases 142 to 1275 code for a protein of 377 amino acids. The transcript is spliced from 11 exons. Gene Ontology annotation, molecular function: protein-membrane adaptor activity. The record is from RefSeq and is a predicted model, not a curated record.
AAGAAACACCCGUGGAGGAAGAAGACAUUAAACAAAACAAAUUUAGAAACUGUAUGUAUAGCUUCAUGUUUUUCAUAAAAUAGGAAUGAGGACAAAUGUUGCUCUUCAUCCUACCAGCUGUUUGUUCUUUGGUAGGGGAUCAUGAGUGGAAAAACAAAGGCAAGAAGGGCUGCCAUGUUUUUUAGACGUUGCUCUGAAGACGCCAGCGGUAGCGCCAGUGGCAAUGCUUUGUUAUCAGAGGACGAAAACCCUGAUGCGAAUGGGGUAACUCGUUCAUGGAAGAUUAUUCUAAGUACAAUGCUUACACUGACUUUUCUUCUUGUAGGACUCCUAAAUCAUCAGUGGCUUAAAGAAACAGAUGUUCCUCAGAAAUCCAGACAAUUAUAUGCCAUAGUUGCAGAAUAUGGUUCAAGGCUUUAUAAAUAUCAGGCCAGACUUCGUAUGCCUAAAGAGCAACUGGAACUUUUAAGGAAGGAAAGCCAGACUCUGGAAAACAAUUUUCGUCAAAUUCUAUUUUUGAUCGAACAAAUAGAUGUCCUGAAGGCAUUGCUAAGAGAUAUGAAGGAUGGUAUGGACAAUAAUCACAACUGGAACACCCAUGGAGACCCUGUGGAGGACCCGGACCACACAGAGCAAUCUGACAUGGACCACCUGCCGCCCUCCAGACCCCAUUUCAUCCUUGUCACUGUGAAGGAAAUGUCAAACUUGGUCAAUUACAUACUUAAAAAGUUGAGAGAAGACCAAGUCGAGAUGGCUGAUUAUGCCCUGAAGUCGGCCGGAGCCUCCAUCAUUGAAGCUGGGACCUCAGAAAGUUAUAAAAAUAAUAAAGCAAAAUUGUACUGGCAUGGGAUAGGUUUCCUAAAUCAUGAAAUGCCUCCAGAUAUUAUUCUUCAGCCGGAUGUCUACCCUGGAAAGUGCUGGGCUUUUCCAGGUUCCCAGGGUCAUACCCUAAUCAAGCUUGCUACAAAGAUCAUACCAACUGCUGUUACCAUGGAGCACAUCUCAGAGAAGGUGUCUCCAUCAGGAAACAUCUCCAGUGCACCCAAGGAAUUUUCUGUCUAUGGCAUCACAAAAAAAUGUGAAGGAGAAGAAAUUUUCCUAGGUCAGUUUAUAUAUAACAAAACAGGAACCACCGUUCAAACAUUUGAACUCCAGCAUACAGUUUCUGAAUAUUUAUUAUGUGUGAAACUUAAUAUCUUUAGCAACUGGGGACACCCGAAGUAUACUUGUUUAUAUCGAUUCAGGGUCCACGGCACACCAGGCAAGCACAUCUAGAAGAGUUGGUACAGAAGGCCAUGCCACAUGUCCAGAAUAUUCAAGAAUGCUUAUUCUCUUAGAUGAUACCACAGCCAUAGGAAUUGAGAAUUGGGAGUGGGAAGAAAACCUCAAAGUGGUUCAUACUUGCCUGUAAAAAGUAAAUGCAUUUUACUAAUAAAAAAUAUGGAAGUACAUUAAA